Messenger RNA from Trachemys scripta elegans, 2696 nucleotides. RefSeq names its product nibrin (gene NBN). NCBI's taxonomy places the organism in Eukaryota, Metazoa, Chordata, Testudines, Emydidae. Gene Ontology annotation, cellular component: Mre11 complex; nucleus. The coding region runs from base 468 to 2549 and encodes 693 amino acids. The transcript is spliced from 13 exons. Gene Ontology annotation, biological process: double-strand break repair via homologous recombination; mitotic G2 DNA damage checkpoint signaling; telomere maintenance. Gene Ontology annotation, molecular function: damaged DNA binding; protein binding. The record is from RefSeq and is a predicted model, not a curated record.
GCAGAAUUUUCGGAUGUGCAAGGCCACAUUCCUGGAUCUGUAUGCCAACCUUACCCCAACCCUCCAGCUCAUAGACACCAGAAUGACAGCUGCACUGACUGUGGAGAAAUAGUGGUGACUGCACUGUGGAAACUCGCAACACCCGAUUGAUUUCCCACUCACUGGUAGCAUUUUGGAGUUGGAAAAUCCACUGGGCUAUUGUCAGACAAGUGUGCAGGACCAUUAAUUGUCUCCUAGAGAUGCAGGACCGUGACUCUUAGCAACAUGCGUGACAUAGUGGAUGGAUUUUCAGCAAUGGAGUUCCCAAACUGCAGUGGAGUGAUAGUAUGAAUAUCCUUAUUUUGGCACCAGCCCACCUUGCCCCAGAGUAUUUCAAUGGAAAGAGCUACUUUUCCAUGGUUAUGCAAGCGUUGGUGGAUUACUGAGGAUGCUUCACUAACAUCAGUCUUGGCUGGUAAAGGAAGGGUAUGAUGCUUGUCUCCUUAAGAACACAGGACUGUUCAGAAAGCUGCAAGCAGGGACUUUCUUUCAUGGCUGGCGGAUUACCAUUGAUGGUGGUGAUGAUGAGUAGUGAUUCUGGGGGACUCAGCCUACUCCUUGCUCCCGUGGCCCAUGAAGCAAUGUACCAGCCACCUCAACAGCACCAAGGCAAAGAUUCAACUACAUUUAUAACUAUUACACUGGGUUUAUUACACUAUGAGUUCUGUCACACUAUACAAGAACAAACUAUAUGUGCUUUGAUUUGCAAUCGACCAAUUAUAAAGCCAGAGUACUUUGUGGAAUGUAUCCGAGCCAUUCAAUCCAAGCAGCAGUUGCCAAAACUGGAAAGUUUUUAUCCUCCAGUUGAUGAGCCUGCUAUUGGCCCUGAAAAAUUGGAUCUGUCUGUGCGUCAUGAAAGAAAAACUAUCUUCAGAGGCAAAACCUUUCUGUUCCUAAGUGCUAAACAGCAUAAGAAACUGAGUCCAGCAAUUAUUCUUGGAGGGGGAGAAGCAAAACUGUUGCCAGAGAGAAUAAAAGAAACUUCUUUACUGUUAGCUCCUGAAGUUUGUGUCAUUGAUGCAGGAUUAACUAACUCGCAGGUCCCAAUGUCUGACUUAGUGAGAAAUUGGAUUGAUUCCAUUAUCACCGUGUUACAAAGCAAGAAUCUCAGAACCAUUCCAGAAGCAGAAAUUGGAUUAGCAGUUAUCUUCAUAUCUAUGGAAAGAUAUUGUAACCCUCAAAACCAGCUUGGCAUACCUAAACAGCCAGUUAGUCCAGGAUCAGCUAUUCUGCAUCCAACCCUUUCUCAGAGUUCAACUGUAGAUGAGUCCAUAAUGCCUGUUACUACAAGUGAUAGAGCAUAUGUAGCUGACACAGAACCAGAAGAACCAUGUAUGGAGAUAAGCGGAGAGAAGACAGAGAAAACUCCCAAAAUGGAUCGAAGAGACCAAAUGUAUUCACAGAAUAUAACCAGUGUAAAGGAGACUCCCAGCACUAGUGGCAGUGUAAAUACAGGGACGGUAUUACCCAGGAUGCAUAGAACGCUUGUGGUUGACCAAAAAAGUCAACCCCUCUCACCCUCUAAAAUUUUAGGAGUUAAUAGAAAUAGAGAGAGAGCUUCACAGCAAGAGUCUAACUCCAUUAAACAUUACUUCCAGGCAGCUCCAAAGAAAAGGGAAAGGAUUGAAGAGGGAGAAACAUCUGUACCUAAACUGGCAAAGAUGGAGGAAAAAUCAUCUCAUCUUUCCAGUCAAACCCAACCCACAACUUCCUUGAUGUGGAAAAGUAAAGUGGAACAGACUCAAAAGGAACAAUUUACCUUGGAUCUGAAAACAAACCUUUCGCCUGUAGAUACAAGCCUAAAGCUUGCAAUAGAAAGUAGCAAAUCAGAGAAAGAUAAAACUGUUACUAAAAAUGUUUCCAGUGAAAAGCCUGCAUCAAAGAAGAGAAAAGAGUUAGGUGAUUUAGUUGAGGAUGCAGCUACACUAGAGCUUGUGUUUGGGAGCAAAGAGCUGGAUUGGGAAGCUGAAAUGGGGGAUUGUGGUGAGGAGCAUGGAACCAAUAUGCAGAAAAAAAGACGUUUGGAAAUGAAGGGGAAAAGGAUUGAAGAAGAAAAUGUAAUUCAAGAAGAAGCCAAUAGGAUAUUGCAGGAAAAUGAACUUGGCACUGUUCCAACUUCAAAGAAGAAAAUUGAGAUUAAGCAAGAAUCAUCAGUUUUGAACACUGACGGACUUCAAGAUGUCUCCAGCAAUCUGCCCAGCAGACUCUUGUUGACUGAAUUUAGAUCACUGGUUGUUAGCCAUCCAAGGCCAAAUAGUCUUGUUGCUGCACAAAUCAAUUAUAAGCAACUGAGCAACUUUAAGAAAUUCAAAAAGGUACCUUAUCCUGGAGCAGGACAACUUCCACAUAUUAUUGGAGGAUCAGAUCUGAUAGGUCACCAUGCCAAAAAGAAUUCACAGUUGGAAGAAUGGUUAAGGCAGGAAAUGGAGGAACAGAAUCGGCAUGCAAGAGAGGAAUCACUCGCUGAUGAUCUCUUUAGAUAUGAUCCUAAUGUGAAAAGGAGAAGAUAAAUUCUCUUGAAUUUAUAAUGAACCUACAGCAAAAUCAUCUUGAGACCAUGGUUGCUGGUUCCAGUGUACAAUAUAUACAGGAGGUUUAAAUUCUCUUGUUGUAAUAAUUGUUUUAAGUCCUGCUUUUAUUAAAGGAAAACAGAAUCA